Messenger RNA from Orbicella faveolata, 877 nucleotides. RefSeq names its product allatostatin-A receptor-like. The record is from RefSeq and is a predicted model, not a curated record. Lineage: Eukaryota; Metazoa; Cnidaria; Anthozoa; Scleractinia; Merulinidae.
CUCCUAGGUCUGUUCAUCAUUGCAACACCUGGUUACAUUAUCGGACUCAGUUCCUACCCAGCCCCUCGCGGUUUGGGCGGGGAGCUGUUCUGCCGCUUAAUUAGUACCCAGUACUUCGUAUUUGUGUUUGGUAAAGUCUCCGUACUAACAAUAGUGGCCUUAGCCCUUGAGCGAUGGUACUCGGUUGUAAAACCAAUCGACUACAAAAUGAAAUUUACGCGGAAGCGAAUUUACAUCUAUAUUGCCUCUAUCUGGCUUAUAAGCGGUAUUGCUAAUGGCUCAAAGCCAGUUAAAGCCAAACUGAACGAUACGUCUUUGCGAUGCGAAUGGAGUGCAAUUUCAUACCCCAAAGAGAUAUUUAUACCAAGUUAUACAACGCUAACAUUCUUCAUACCAACAGCAAUAACUUGGUUGUCAUUCCUUCAUGUCGCUAAAGUCCUCCAGCGAUCACCAGCAGAACGCAAUGUACGAUUUCGUAACACUCGAAAAAAGCUUACACGCAUGUGUGCUAUAGUAGCAUUGUUAUUAACUAUAUCUUGGCUUCCAAAUCAAGUUUUCUACACCCUCUCCGCGUUUGACAUCACCAAGGCGGAGACUCUGCUACAUCACUUCACCAUAGUUCUCGCCAUGUUUAACUCCUGUGUAAAUCCCUGGAUUUGCUGCUUUACUAAUCGAGAUUACAAGGCGGGUUUCAAACGACUGUUAUGUUUUGGCUGUGAGAAAAUACAUUCUCACCAGAGCCGCUUAUCUUCUAUUGUCGGGGAAAGCGAUGUUGGUGAUGGAGUGCGACAUGUAUUACGCUUCCAGUAUAUUAACAGAGGUUUAACUAUUGACAGUAAGCAAGACAUGGAGUUAACUUCUUAUUCCACCAGUUAAG